UGUCAUUGUGUGAAAAUGUGUGAAAGAACGAUAGCAGAGUACAAAGAGGAACUUUCUCGGACAAAACAAGAAAACAAAAGACUACGUCAACUACUGGACGCUGUUUUCAAGAAACCUCAAGUUGUGUUACACAGAACAGAUGUCCAGCAGCCCACCCACAUGAAAGAGGAAGAGGAUGAUCCACAGCCCACCCACAUGAAAGAGGAAGAGGGGGAUCCACAGCCCACCCACAUGAAAGAGGAAGAGGAUGAUCCACAGCCCACCCACAUGAAAGAGGAAGAGGGGGAUCCACAGCCCACCCACAUGAAAGAGGAAGAGGAUGAUCCACACAUGAAAAAGGAAGAGAAUGAUCCGCAGCCCACCCACAUUAAAGAGGAAGAGGAUGAUCCACAGCCCCCCCACAUGAAAGAGGAAGAGGGGGAUCCACAGCCCACCCACAUGAAAGAGGAAGAGGAUGAUCCACACAUGAAAAAGGAAGAGAAUGAUCCGCAGCCCACCCACAUUAAAGAGGAAGAGGAUGAUCCACAGCCCACCCACAUGAAAGAGGAAGAGAGGGAUCCACAGCCCACCCACAUGAAAGAGGAAGAGGAUGAUCCACAGCCCACCCACAUGAAAGAGGAAGAGGGGGAUCCACAGCCCACCCACAUGAAAGAGGAAGAGGAUGAUCCACACAUGAAAAAGGAAGAGAAUGAUCCGCAGCCCACCCACAUUAAAGAGGAAGAGGAUGAUCCACAGCCCCCCCACAUGAAAGAGGAAGAGGAUGAUCCACACAUGAAAGAGGAAGAGGAGGAUCCACACAUGAGAGAGGAAGAGGAGGGAGAGUGUGUUGUAGGGCAGGAGGAGGAUGAUGUCAGCAAGUUUCCACUGACUGUUGUCUCUGUGAAGACUGAAGAGCAUGAAGACAAAGCACCUGAGUCCUCACAGCUUCAUCACAAUCCAAACGUCCAGCGGGUGUCAGCGGGGAGUCAUGAAGAGGAGUGGCACACCAGUGUGGGACAGAAGGAGCUACAGGCCCCCUCCCACAUUAAAGAGGAGCAGCUUCAUGAUGAAGAUGAAGCUCAGUCCUUACAGCUUCAUCACAGUCAAAGUGAGGAGAACAGAGGGGCGGAGCUUGUAAGUCAACACAUCACAGAAGCUGAUGGAGAGCAUUGUGAAGAUAUCAAGUCAGAACCAGACAGCAUCUUUGCUCCACUGUCAGACAUGGACCACAUGAUGUCACACUCUUCUGAUCACAGUGACCACAUCCAAAAACCUUUGGAGAGUAAAAAUGACUCUAAAGGUGAUACGAGACAUCACACUAACAACAAACACUUUGACUGCUCUGAAUGUGGGAAAUCAUUUAGACGGAAGUUUCAUUUUACAGAACACAUGAGAAUACAUACUGGAGAGAAACCUUUUACUUGCGCUGUUUGUAAGAAGAGUUUCUCCAGAAAGCCACACUUGACCACACACAUGAGAACACACACUGGAGAGAAACCUUUUACUUGCUCUGUUUGUAAGAAGAGUUUCUCCAGAAAGCCACACUUGACCACACACAUGAGAACACACACUGGAGAGAAACCUUUUACUUGCUCUGUUUGUAAGAAGAGUUUCUCCACAAAGCCACACAUGACCACACACAUGAGAACACACACCGGAGAGAAACCUUUUGCUUGCUCAGCUUGUGCUAAAAGAUUCAAAUCUAAGAGGGAAAUGAUAUUACACAUGAGAACACACACAGGUGAGAAACCUUUUAAUUGCUCUGUUUGUAAGAAGAGUUUCUCCAGAAAGGCACACAUGACCACACACAUGAGAACACACACUGGAGAGAAACCUUUUGCUUGCUCAGCUUGUGCUAAAAGAUUCAAAUCUAAGAGCGAAAUUAUAUUACACAUGAGAACACACACAGGUGAGAAACCUUUUAAUUGCUCUGUUUGUAAGAAGAGUUUCUCCAUGAAGUAUAGCAUGACCACACACAUGAGAACACACACUGGAGAGAAACCUUUUGCUUGCUCAGCUUGUGCUAAAAGAUUCAACACUAAGCAGGAAAUUAUAUUACACAUGAUAACACACACAGGUGAGAAGCCUUUUACUUGCUCUGUUUGUAAGAAGAGUUUCUCCAGCAAGCAAAGCAUGACCACACACAUGAGAACACACACUGGAGAGAAACCGUUGAGUUGCUCUGCGUGUGUUAAAAGGUUCAGGUAUAAUUAUCAGGUGAGUAAACACAAGUGUUUAACAGUCAGGAAAGCUGCAGGGAUGUAAAAACACUUAAACAGUGAUUGUGCUAAAUGUAGUUUAAAAACACAGCAUGUUUAAUAAGAAUGUAUAUUUGAUGUUGUAUGUAGUGCUUCUCAUCUUCUAGUCUUAUAUGUUGUCCUGUAGUUACUUUUUAAGUUGUGUGCAUGUAUUGAAUAUUAUAUAUGUAGCUACUAUUCUAUUUUAUUUUAUCGUUAUUAUUAUCAUUUGUAUUCUUUUCACACAUUUUUUCCAUUGCAUUUUAUUGAUGUUAUUAUCCAAUUAAAAGUAUGAAUGAAUAAAAUGGUUAACAAAAUGUGGACUCUGGUAGAUUAGCAGCAUUGUUACAUCAUGGAUGUUAACUACUGCAAAACAUCAACAAAGAAGAAAAAUGCUGAAGUUAGCAACACAUCACUGAACUUUAGAGCCAUCGUGAGUGGAGUUGCUUGUUUUUAUUGCUGCAUUUGUACUUAUUUCACCUCACAUCUUCACUUUUAAUCCUAAAGUCUUCUUCACAUAUAUUGUUGUAGGCUUCUAACAUUUAUGUUUCUGAUGUGUGUGUGUAGUCUGUGGAAAGGGUUGUUGUCCCUUGUGGAUCCAAUUGUUCACUUGCACAGAUACAUCUUCAUCUUCAUCAUCAUCAUCAUCAUCAUCACCGGUCCACUACUGGACGAAAUCUUAGCAUUAAUGUUUUAAUAUAAGUGUGACCUCAUUAUUCCUUGAUAAUAAGACUAAAAAUACAGAUUUAAGCACCUCUUGUAGUACUCCAACUCGCCACACUGAGAAGUGGGGGCGAUCAUGAGCUAGCAGAUGCAUGUUGCUAUCAUGUUUUAUCAGCGAGGAAGACAGUGUUUGUGUUUACUUUUUUGUCAGAUCCAAGUUUUAAUGCUCUGCUGAAUAAAUGAAUCACUAUGGCUGCCAAUAUGGAGGAUUAUUUAUAUAUUUAAUCAAAUACUUUUCUUAACAGCUAGAAAAAUGACACCACAAAAAGUAAAACAGCAGCAGGACUCAGUAAAUAUGUUAUUAAUAUACUAAUUAAUUAACUAUAAA
Nerophis lumbriciformis (worm pipefish) is the source of this 3267-nucleotide messenger RNA. RefSeq lists its product as uncharacterized. Gene Ontology annotation, molecular function: DNA-binding transcription activator activity, RNA polymerase II-specific; RNA polymerase II cis-regulatory region sequence-specific DNA binding. Gene Ontology annotation, cellular component: nucleus. Gene Ontology annotation, biological process: regulation of transcription by RNA polymerase II. Lineage: Eukaryota; Metazoa; Chordata; Actinopteri; Syngnathiformes; Syngnathidae. The record is from RefSeq and is a predicted model, not a curated record.